CCAGUGGGAAUUUCCUCUUUACUGGAUUUGGACAAUAUCUUCCUAUUAUUCACAGGAAGCAAUCCCUCCUAUAAAAGGGCCUCAGCCGCAGUAGUGUUCAGCUGUUCUUGGCUGACUUCACAUCAAAACUGCUAUAGUGACCUGAGGCAGAGGCAGCAGUGAUACCCAUCUGAGAGAUCCUGUAUUUGAACAACUGCUUCACAAAACGGAAAGUAUUUCAAGCCUAAACCUUUGGGUGAAAAGAACUCUUGAAGUCAUGAUCGCGUCACAGUUUCUCUCAGCUCUCACUUUUGUGCUUCUCAUUAAAGAGAGUGGAGCCUGGUCUUACAACACCUCCGCGGAAACCAUGACUUAUGAUGAGGCAAGUGCUUACUGUCAGCGAAGGUACACACAUCUAGUUGCAAUUCAAAACAAAGAAGAGAUUGAGUACCUCAACUCCAUAUUGAGCUAUUCACCAAGCUAUUACUGGAUUGGAAUCAGAAAAGUCAACAAUGUGUGGGUCUGGGUAGGAACCCAGAAACCUUUGACAGAAGCAGCCAGGAACUGGGCUCCAGGUGAACCCAACAAUAAACAAAACGAUGAGGACUGCGUGGAAAUCUACAUCAAGAGAGACAAAGACGUGGGCAUGUGGAAUGAUGAGAGGUGCAGCAAGAAGAAGCUGGCCCUGUGCUACACAGCUGCCUGCACCAAUACAUCCUGCAGUGUCCACGGUGAAUGUGUAGAGACCAUCAAUAAUUACACUUGCAAGUGUGCCCCUGGGUUCAGUGGACUCAAGUGCGAGCAAGUUGUGAACUGUCCAGCCCCGGAAUCCCCUGAGCAUGGAAGCCUGGUUUGCACUCACCCACUGGGAAACUUCAGCUACAAUUCUUCCUGCUCUGUCAGCUGUGACAGGGGCUACCAGCCAAGCAGCAUGGAGGCCACACAGUGUAUGUCCUCUGGAGAAUGGAGUGCUCCUAUUCCAGCCUGCAAUGUGGUUGAGUGUGAUGCUUUGACAAAUCCUGCCAAUGGGUUUGUAGACUGUUUCCCAAGUCCUGGAAGCUUCCCAUGGAACACAACCUGUGCAUUUGACUGUGAAGAAGGAUUUGAACUAAUGGGAGCCCAGAGCCUUCAGUGUACCUCAUCUGGGAAUUGGGACAAUGAGAAGCCAAAGUGUAAAGCCGUGACAUGCAGGGCUAUCCCCGAGCCUCAGAAUGGCUCUGUGACGUGCAGCCAUUCCCCUGCUGGAGAGUUCACCUUCAACUCUUCCUGCAACUUCACCUGUGAGGAAGGCUUCAUGUUGCAGGGUUCAGCCCAGGUUGAAUGCAGCACUCAAGGGACGUGGACACCGCAAAUCCCAGUUUGUGAAGCUUUCCAGUGCACAGUCUUGUCCAGCCCUGAGCGAGGCCACAUGAAUUGUCUUCCUAGUGCUUCUGGCAGCUUCCAGAAUGGGUCCAGCUGUGAGUUCUCCUGUGAGCAGGGAUUUGUGUUGAAGGGCUCCAAAAGGCUCCAGUGUGGCCCCACAGGGGAGUGGGACAACGAGAAGCCCACAUGUGAAGCUGUGAGAUGUGAUGCUGUUCGCCAGCUCCCGAGGGGUGUGGUGCAGUGUGCUCAUUCCCCCAUUGGAGAAUUCACCUACAAGUCCUCUUGUGCCUUCAGCUGUGAGGAGGGAUUUGAAUUACAUGGAUCAACUCGACUUGAGUGUACAUCUCAGGGACAGUGGACACAAGAGGUUCCUUCCUGCCAAGUGGUGAAAUGUUCAAGCCUGGCAGUUCCGGGAAAGAUCAACAUGAGCUGCAGUGGGGAGCCUGUGUUUGGCACUGUGUGCAAGUUCGCAUGUCCUGAAGGAUGGAUGCUCAAUGGCUCAGCAGCGCUGACAUGUGGUGCCACAGGACACUGGUCUGGGUUGCUGCCUAUCUGUGAAGCUCCCGCUGAAUCCCACAUUCCCUUGGCUGCUGGACUUUCUGCUGCUGGAAUCUCUCUCCUAACACUAAUACCAUUUCUCCUCUGGGUUCGGAAAUUCCUUCGGAAAGCAAAGAAAUUUGUUCCUGCCAGCAGCUGCCAAAGCCUUGAAUCAGAUGGAAGCUACCAAAAGCCUUCUUACAUCCUUUAAGUUCAAAAGAAUCAGAAACACAGGUGCAUCUGGAGAACUAGAGGGAUACACUGAAGACAACAGAGACAGAGAACUCUCCUCGGGUCUCCGGCCCUUCUUGCCUACUAUACCACAUGCCUUUAUGGUUGAAACUGCCACAGCCACCACCACUUCAAUGUAUCAAAGUCCAGUGGGCAAGGCCAGCCUUUGACUGAAUGGACUCAGUGUUCUCUUUCCUACUCUCAGGGUCAAGAGAGUGGUGUCUAAUGAAAGGAAAGGACAUUUUCUUCCAAGCAAAGGUGAAGAGACCAUGACUGUGAAAUCUCAGAAUUCCUUUUCUAACUCUCCCUUGCUUGCUGUGAAAUCUUGGCAUAGAAACACAAUAUUUUAUGACUUUCUUUCUUUUGCCCUUCAUAGUGUUUCAAAAGCUGAUUCCACAGUUGCUGUCAUAAGAAUGAAUAAUAAUUAUCAAGAGUUCAGAGGAAAAAAUGGCUAAAAAUAUUCUAUUUCAAGGCCGGGCGCGGUGGCUCAAGCCUGUAAUCCCAGCACUUUGGGAGGCCGAGGUGGGUGGAUCAUGAGGUCAAGAGAUCGAGACCAUCCUAGUCAACAUGGUGAAACCCCAUCUCCACUAAAUACACAAAAAAUUAGCUGGGCGUGGUGGCGUGUGCCCGUAAUCCCAGCUACUCAGGAGGCUGAGGCAGGAGAAUUGCCUGAACCCAGGAGGCGGAGGUUGCGGUGAGCCGAGAUCACGCCAUUGCACUCCAGCCUGGGUAACAAGAGCGAAACUCCGUCUCAAAAAAAAAAAUAUUCUAUUUCUAACUUGAAAAAAUGACAGAUUUUGAAUGCACAUAGGCCAAUGCAUGGAGGGUUGUUAACGGUGCAAAUCCUACUCAACGCUCUGUGUGAGGGUUACUAUGCACAAUUUAAUCACUUUCAUCCCUGUGGGAUUCAGUGCUUCUUAAAGAGUUCUUAAAGAUUGUGAUCUUUUUUACUUGCAUUGAAUAUAUUAUAAUCUUCCAUAAUUCUUCAUUCAAUACAAGUGGUGUAGGGACUUAAAAAACUUGUAAAUGUGUAAAUAUUGUAAACUGUUAUGGGUAAAAGUUACUUAUCCUAGAUUACCCCCUCUUUAUUUGUUAACAAAUUAUGUUACAUCUCUUAUAAAUUUAUUUCAAAAAGGGAAACGAUUGUCCCCUAGCAAGGCAUGAUGUUAACCGGCAUAAAGUUCUGAGUGGUUUUACUAAAGUUGGUUUUUAAAAACAUGAUGAUAUCGGAGAGUAAAAACUGAAUGGAACGUUUGUAUAUUGUCAGGUAUCUUUUUCAGAAAUAUGUGGUUUCCAUGAUGAAAAACUUCCAUGAGAUAAAACAGUUUGAUCUAAUAAAAGCAUAAAUGCAAAUGCAUGAAGGUACAAUUUUAUGAAUGUCUUUGCUGGAAAAGAAUGCUUUGCAUUCCUACAAAGAUCUUUGUCAGAUGUAAUAUGUAAACAUAAUCCUUGUAUAUUAUGGAAGAUUUAAAAUUCAUGAUAGAAAAUCACCAUAUCAAAGAGUCAUCUGGUAGACUUUUAAAGAAUGAAGAUGUCUAAUAGUUAUUCCCUAUUUGUUUUCUUCUGUAUGCUAGGGUGCUCUGGAAGAGAGGAAAGCCUGUGUGAGCAAGCAUUUAUGUUUAUUUAUAAGCAGAUUUAAAAAUUCCAAUCACUGGCAAUGAGAAAUUCUCGGUUAGGAAUUGUUGAAGCUGCUCUAGCCUUGUGGAGUGUGAGAAUCAAAACUCUCCUACCCUUCCAUUAACUUAGCAUGUGUUGAAAAAAAGCUUCAGAGAAGUUCUGGCUGAACACUGGCAAUGACAAAGGCAGCAGUCAAAAGGGCGAUGUAAUAAGGAUCAGAACAGCAGAGGUUCUUUUUAAGGGGCAGAAAAACUCUGGGAAAUGACAGAGAACAACUACUGUGAUCAGGCUAUGUAUAGAAUGAAUGGUUUUUUUCUUUGAAAUUGUUUAAGUGUUGUAAAUAUUUAUGUAAACUGCAUUAGAAAUUAUCUGUGUGAAAUACCAAUGUGGUUUGUGUUUGAGUUUUAUUGAGAAUUUAAAGUUAUAACUUAAAAUAUUUUAUAAUUUUUAAAGUAUGUAUUUAUUUAAGCUUAUGUCAGACUUAUUUGACAUGACACUAUAACGGUUGACAAUAAAUGUGUUUAUAUUUA
Messenger RNA from Callithrix jacchus (white-tufted-ear marmoset), 4256 nucleotides. RefSeq names its product selectin E (gene SELE). Gene Ontology annotation, cellular component: membrane. Gene Ontology annotation, biological process: cell adhesion. The record is from RefSeq and is a predicted model, not a curated record. Lineage: Eukaryota; Metazoa; Chordata; Mammalia; Primates; Cebidae.